CGAGGUCUGCACUCCUCGCUUGUCGCUUCUGUGAGACUCUACCAGCCCACCAUGUCGCAGCGCAAUGGCACGGCCCAGAUCCCGUUCUUCAUUACCGCGGCCAUGAAGGUCGAGCUUAAGCAGCUCGGCUACACGGACGACGACAUCUACCGCAUGCGCGUCGACGAUGCGCACAAGUACGUCAAGAACGGUACGCGCAAGGGCGCGGCGCCGGCCAAGAAGCCGUCGCUCGCCAAGCGCUUCCUCGGCGGCGGCAAUGCGACCGCGACCACCGACGACGCCGACAUGGCGGCCGACAUUCCGCCGUUGGCCAUCGUGGCAGCGGUCGGGCUUGCAUGCUUUAUGGUGUACCUGCACCUCUUUUAAACCCGCCUGUCCUACAUAGAACCACGCUGUACGU
This is a messenger RNA of Saprolegnia parasitica CBS 223.65, 400 nucleotides long. RefSeq lists its product as hypothetical. The record is from RefSeq and is a predicted model, not a curated record. NCBI's taxonomy places the organism in Eukaryota, Oomycota, Saprolegniomycetes, Saprolegniales, Saprolegniaceae. The coding region runs from base 52 to 366 and encodes 104 amino acids. The transcript has 3 exons.